Messenger RNA from Eruca vesicaria subsp. sativa (arugula), 339 nucleotides. NCBI's taxonomy places the organism in Eukaryota, Viridiplantae, Streptophyta, Magnoliopsida, Brassicales, Brassicaceae. The record is from the annotation of a GenBank genome assembly.
AUGAAACUGAACAAUGAAACUGUAUCAAUCGAGCUUAAGAACGGAACUGUAGUCCACGGAACCAUCACUGGUGUUGAUGUGAGCAUGAACACUCACUUAAAGACGGUUAAGAUGACUCUAAAGGGGAAGAAUCCAGUGACAAUGGAUCAUCUAAGCUUGAGGGGUAACAACAUUCGUUACUACAUUCUUCCUGAUAGCUUGAAUUUGGAGACUUUGCUUGUUGAAGACACUCCUCGUCUUAAACCUAAGAAGCCUGUUGCUGGGAAACCUGUUGGAAGAGGAAGAGGACGUGGUGGUCGUGGUCGUGGUGGUGGUGCUGGUCGUGGCAGAGGUCGUUAA